CAUGCCGUGUCCUUGGCGCUCUCGCCAUUUUUAAAAGGAGCUCGACGAUCAGCGAUCAGCCGUUGCCUUUGGUUUGUGUUCGUGGUUGUCUGUCGUGAUCAUAGAUCACGGAAAUUGUGAAUAGUUAGCACGGUGUUGCGACGUGCGACGUGCGACGGGAGGGAGGGAGGGUGAUAAAGUGCGCGCGCGAUAGGGGUGUAAGGGUGCGAACGAUGGUGGAUGCGUCGUAGUGCGUACAAGUGCGCGCGCGACGUUGGGUGUUGGAUUCAUUCUUCGUGAUUACAGUCAUUUGCUCAGUGAUUGUGCAGAAUCGAUGAAAAGUUAAUACGCGGCGCCGGGAAGAUCCGUGAUCCGUUCGGUUCAUGGUCGUGUUUUAUUCGUCGUCGUAAAGAGGACUGGUAGAGAUCGGUAGAGAUUUCGGGUGCUUGCGCGGUACGCGCGACACAAACGAGAUAUUUAUGAUGUAAACAGUAGAACGCGAACAGAGGAGAAUUGCGCGUUCGAGGGUAGGCUGCCGGGGAGGAGGCUGUUUAGGAUUCGGGGCAAGAAAUCCUUUCGAAAAGCGAGAGCAUAUUACGUAUAUAAUCUCGUCGUCUGACAAUCUAGGAUAAGAAACAAGCAUGUCGAGCGCGCCGCAAAUGUCUAGCGGACUCAGCAAACUGAAGAAGAAACAUUUUCGGGUGAAACAUCAAAAGGUUAAGCUGUUUCGUGCAAACGAGCCGCUACUCAGCGUGUUUAUGUGGGGUGUUAAUCACACGAUAAACGAACUUAGUCACGUUAACAUUCCGGUAAUGCUCUUGCCAGAUGAUUUUAGAGCUUACAGCAAGUUGAAAGUGGAUAAUCAUCUUUUCAACAAAGAGAACAUGCCCUCCCACUUCAAAAUUAAAGAAUAUUGUCCGUUAGUCUUUAGAAAUUUGCGAGAGAGAUUUGGAAUAGAUGAUUUGGAUUACAAGGAAUCAAUGACUAGAUGUCGGGUGUUUAAUCCUUCGCGAGCAAAGCAGCAUUCGGAUUUGGUCGAAGGAAUAGGCAGAAGGAUUCGUCAAUUGGUUCAACGCUCUGCUACCACUCCAACGAUUACCCUUUACUCUCCUUCUGCCUCCUCCCACAAUACAAUUUUAAACAAACCAUUGCGUAGCUGCAGUUUUAAACCAAAACGCCUGAGAUCACAGCCAGUACUUGAUGAUUCAUCUGGGAAAAGUGGUGCAAAAUUUUAUCAAUCUUACGACAAACUGUUUAUAAUUAAAACAUUGACGAGCGAAGAAGUGGAGAGAAUGCAUUCGUUCUUGAAACAUUAUCAUCCCUAUAUUGUCGAGCGACAUGGAAAGACAUUAUUGCCGCAAUACCUGGGAAUGUACCGAUUGACCGUUGAUGGCGUUGAGCAUUACGUGGUUGCCAUAAGGAAUGUGUUUUCGAAUCACUUGACAACGCACAAAAAGUUUGAUCUAAAAGGAUCGACAGUGGAUCGAGAAGCGUCCGAUAAGGAGAAAGAAAAGGACCUUCCUACUUAUAAGGAUAACGAUUUCGUUAAGGAGGGCAUGAAAAUUUACAUUGGGGAAGAGGCCAAAGUUAAGCUAAUAGAAACGUUAACCGCCGAUGUAGACUUCUUGACGAAAUUACACUUGAUGGAUUAUUCCUUGCUACUUGGCUUGCACGAUUGCGCGCGCGCUGAACAAGAAUCGAGAGAACGCGCGGAAAGAGAAGAUGAUGAAGAUAAUCAUGAAGAGGAAGAUGAUAGCGAGUCAGGUAGCGGAUUGGAGUCGCGAGGUCCAAUGGGAGACCGUUUAUGGGGUUGGAGCGGCGUCGGUCAUGCAAUUACUAGCAUGGCAACGCCUCCCGAGUCACCACACGCCGCAUUAAUGCGUGACACCAGUUUACAGUACGAAGAUGCGAUAAUACCUGAAUUAGAUAUUUAUGCUAUUCCUAGUAAAGAAGGUGCUCCCACAAAGGAGAUUUAUUUUUUGGCCAUAAUAGACGUGCUCACGCAUUACGGUGUACGUAAGCAAGCGGCAAAAGCAGCUAAAACCGUCAAGUAUGGUGCUAAUGUUGACGGUAUAUCCACCUGUGAUCCAGAACAAUAUGGCAAACGAUUCAUAGAGUUCAUGAGUAAAGCCAUAGAGUAGAAGGUAUUAUUACCCAUUUAAAAAAAUGAAAUUACAAUGAUAUUAUGUAUACUAUGAUGGAGUGAAGUCAUUUAUCAUAACGAGAGAGUCGUAGAGAUCGAUUAUCUUCGCAGUCUCCGUUCUCCUUUUUACUUGUUGACAUCGAUCAUCAUCUUGAGUAGUGCUUUCAUUCGCGAUUCAUACACGAUCAAACAGAAGCGCGUCGUAACAAAUGUUUAUUUUGCAAGCAUCUUUAAGCAAACGUGUUUCGCGGAUACACUAUAUUUCUAUCGGAAUUGUUUAUUGUUAUUCUACAACCAAUGAGAUUCUUAUUACCUCGAUUGAUUAUUACUGUCUUUAGUCAGUCUUUCUACCAGUCAGUUGUCUUGAUCGAUUUCUCAAAUUUUGCGCUUGAAAUUUCUCUUUUACAUCUUUACUAAAAUAUAAAAUGUUUAAUCGUGCAUAGCAUUAUUAUACAUACACGUAAUUAUAAUUGCACAAGGAAUUUGCAUCACAAAAUAAAUAACAACGCCUCCUCUUUUGUCUAUUCCCUGUUCACGCGUCGCACAUGAUUAAAACAAUAAAAGACACAUUAUCCAAUGA
Cataglyphis hispanica is the source of this 2702-nucleotide messenger RNA. It is a transcript of the gene PIP4K, whose product is annotated as phosphatidylinositol 5-phosphate 4-kinase type-2 alpha. Gene Ontology annotation, biological process: phosphatidylinositol metabolic process. The record is from RefSeq and is a predicted model, not a curated record. The coding region runs from base 621 to 2120 and encodes 499 amino acids. Gene Ontology annotation, molecular function: phosphatidylinositol kinase activity. Lineage: Eukaryota; Metazoa; Arthropoda; Insecta; Hymenoptera; Formicidae. The transcript has 9 exons.